Messenger RNA from Lindgomyces ingoldianus, 1953 nucleotides. RefSeq names its product histidine permease. The transcript has 2 exons. The record is from RefSeq and is a predicted model, not a curated record. Gene Ontology annotation, biological process: amino acid transmembrane transport. Gene Ontology annotation, cellular component: membrane. The coding region runs from base 204 to 1853 and encodes 549 amino acids. Gene Ontology annotation, molecular function: amino acid transmembrane transporter activity. NCBI's taxonomy places the organism in Eukaryota, Fungi, Ascomycota, Dothideomycetes, Pleosporales, Lindgomycetaceae.
UGACCAAAGACGUGGGGAAGCUCCGAACGCUGACCCCGAAGCCUCACAAAUUCUGCAAAAUGCCUCGCGAGGCCUUGUCAUUCGGAUCGUUCAAAUAGAUGAGUUAACCUCCAAUUCACCAUGGCUAGUGUUCCUACCAUCCGUAACGCCUCCAAUUUCUGCAAUUGAUCCCAUCACCUGCGUGUACCUCUCAUUCUGCCAUCAUGGAAGUCAGUCCAGAACGCGGCACAGCCCAAAGGGAGGAGAUCCCCAAAGCCAUAGACCAUCUGACAGAGAAGCCGGUGGCUCACUCGGGAAGCGACAUUGAGAAACAAGUCCCACUUCAGACGCAAGCGCUUCAUCGGAAACUGAGAAGUCGCCACCUGCAACUUAUCGCCAUUGGCGGCACAGUAGGUACUGGUAUUUUUAUUGCCAGUGGGACCUCUAUUGCUACUGCUGGACCAGCCGGUGCCCUCAUCGCAUAUGCCUUCGUCGGAACCCUCGUAUACUCCGUCAUGCUGUCCCUCAGCGAAAUGGCUACAUACAUUCCCAUCGCUGGUGCGUUCACCAGAUACGCGGCUCGUUUUGCUGAUCCUAGUCUUGGCUUCUCGAUGGGUUGGAUUUAUUGGUUUUCUUGGGCCAUUACUUAUGCGCUCGAACUCACCGCAGCGGGACUUAUCAUUCAGUGGUGGAAUUCCGACUUGAGCAUUGGAAUCUUCAUCACUAUCUUUUGGGUUCCGCUUACUGCGUUGAACUUCGCUCCCGUGGACUUCUUCGGGGAAUUCGAGUUCUGGUUUGCUAGUAUCAAGGUCCUCGCACUUAUCGGAUUCACUUUCUUCUCUAUUUGCAUUAAUGCUGGUGCUGGUCAACAGGGCUACAUUGGUUUCGAGUACUGGAGACACCCUGGAGCUUUUGCACCGUAUCUUCUCGAGUCUACAGGAGCGAAGGCGAAGUUUGUCGGAUUUUGGGCCGUCCUCAUUCAAGCCGGAUUUGCUUUCCAGGGCACCGAGCUGGUGGGUAUUGGCGCUGGGGAGAGCGCGAACCCCCGCAAGACGAUGCCAUCCGCCAUCCGGAAGACUUUCUGGAGUAUCUUUCUCAUGUUUGUGUUCACCAUUUUCUUCAUUGGUAUUCUCGUGCCCUCAGAUAACGAGGACCUCCUGACCGGCGAUACAAAUGCUGGAUCAUCACCGCUGGUCAUUGCUGCACAGCUUGCUGGAGUCAAAGUAUUACCCGGUCUCAUCAACGCUGUUCUUUUGACGGUGGUGCUGUCAGCAGGGAGCUCCAAUGUUUAUUCUGGUAGUCGUAUUCUCGUCGGUCUUUCCGAGGAAGGUUGUGCGCCACAGUUCUUCCAGCGAACCUCGAGGAGGGGCGUUCCCUAUGUUGCAGUGGCCUUCACCGCUGCCUUCGGCCUUCUCGCCUUCAUGAAUCUGUCCGACCAUGGUGGCCAGGUGUUUAAUUGGUUCCUGAACAUCAUUGGCGUGGCGGGAUUCAUCGCUUGGUCGUGCAUCAAUAUUUGCCAUCUCUGCUUCAGACGAGCACUCCACGCUCAAAACAUCUCCCCCGAUACUCUACCGUUCAAAGCGUGGGGUCAGCCAUACCUCGCAUGGUACGGCCUCUUCUUCUGUGUGAUCAUUACUCUGACCCAAGGAUUCACGGCCUUCAUCCCAUGGACUACGGAGGACUUCUUUGUGGCCUAUAUCAGUUUGAUUCUUUUCGCUUUACUUUAUGUCGGCCAUAAACUUGUUACUAGGAGCAAGUUCAUCAAACCACAUGAAGCCGACCUGGUCACUGGCAGAUUUUUUGAAGAUGUUUCGGAAAGUUGGGAAGAGAGUCCUAGGAGCCGAUGGAAGCGAGCGAUGAAUUACGUUUUUUAAAUAGGAGUGGGCAUUUCAAAAGUCGGUUUCACGUCGCAUAGCGUUUGUCCCAUGUAUCUAAUUUUGGCGCUCUAUACCAUCUAACGCGGUUUAUGAUUGU